AUGUCGUCCACACUCACAGAGUUAGAGUCUACUCAAAACCUUGUCGAGUUUGAACCCCGCGAAUAUGGAGACUGGCGCGACGAAUUUCACAAGAAUGGCUGCGUCUUGAUCAAGAACGUAAUAAGCAAGGAGCGAGCUGCAUACUAUGCCCAAAAACAACUUGAUUGGUUGAAGAAAUUUGACCUAGGCUUCGAUGAGAACGAUGAGAGCACGUGGACUGCGGAGCAUCUCCCAGUGUCAUUCAAGGGCGGAAUGUAUUUCUCUUAUGGAUCAGCCCACGAAAAGAUGGCUUGGGAAGCCAGAAUGGAGCCAAAGGUUAUCGAAAUUUUCGAACAGCUCUGGGAGACUAAGGAGUUAAUUGUAUCUUUCGACGGAAUGAACAUCUCUCUACCGCGUCGAAAGGAUUUGCAAUGGAGCCCCUGGCCACACACUGAUCAAAACCAGCGACGAAAGGGAAUGCAGGCAGUGCAAGGUCUGCUAAAUUAUGCGCCUAAUGGCGAUAAAGAUGGUGGUCUCGUGCUCAUGAAGGGCUCCGCAAAGUUGUUUGAUGAGUUCUUCAAGGUGAAGCGCGAAAGUUAUGCGCACGAAGAUGCGCCGCCACCUGAACUCGAGUACAUGGAUCUAUUCCUCUUCUCGGACAAGGAUGUGAAAUGGUUCGAAGAGCGGGGGUGCGAACUCAUCAAGAUAAAUAUGGAGCCAGGCGACUUCGUGCUUUGGGACAGCAGGACGAUGCACUACGCCAAGUUGCCUGAAGGCAACCAAAUCCGCCAUGCGCAGUACAUCUGCAUGACUCCCCGGAAGUUCGCUAGCGAACAGACAAUCAAAUUGCGGAAAGAGUGCUUCGAUAACUUCUAUGGAACCACGCAUUGGCCACACAUCAAUGUCCGCCCGUCAGACGAGAUGCCAAUGAGAAAUGGUGAAGUGUGCCCAAAGUAUAGGAAGGAACCGUUUGAGAAGCCAGAGGUCACUGAUCGGAUGCUUCAGCUCGUAGGGGUGAAAGAGUAUUGAAAAACCAUUUGACUGAAUGUAAAAAAUUGCACUCGAAAUAAAAGAACCAUAGUGAUAUAAAUUCUCUUCGGUGUGAAACUCCUAUAUGGUGGCCAGCUCCGUGAAGAUUUGAUAUGCGCCGCUUGACUGGAGGCUGGUGGUCAUUCUGGAGACGUACAGUUGGUUCCAUCAUAGAC
Molecule: messenger RNA, 1184 nt
Organism: Verruconis gallopava
Lineage: Eukaryota; Fungi; Ascomycota; Dothideomycetes; Venturiales; Sympoventuriaceae
Exons: 5
Coding region: 1-1008 (335 amino acids)
Source: RefSeq, a predicted model, not a curated record